Linderina pennispora is the source of this 816-nucleotide messenger RNA. RefSeq names its product L30e-like protein. The transcript has 2 exons. Lineage: Eukaryota; Fungi; Kickxellomycota; Kickxellomycetes; Kickxellales; Kickxellaceae. The record is from RefSeq and is a predicted model, not a curated record. The annotation marks the transcript as partial. Gene Ontology annotation, cellular component: ribonucleoprotein complex. Gene Ontology annotation, biological process: ribosome biogenesis.
CGGUCCGAACGAAUCCAAGGAAAAUUAAAAAUGGCCCCCCAGAAGUCGUCCAAGAAGAAGGUUGCUCCUCUGCCCUACAACGUCAAGUCGUCGAAGGGUGCCUCGACCAAGAAGUCGGACCCGCUCUUUGAGCGCCGCCCUCGCUCGUUCGGCAUCGGCCAGGACAUCCAGCCGAAGAAGGACCUGUCGCGCUACGUCAAGUGGCCGCAGUACGUCCGCCUGCAGCGCCAGCGCAAGAUCCUGCGCAUGCGCCUGAAGGUCCCCCCUGCUCUGAACCAGUUCACCCAGACCCUGGACCGCAACACCGCCGUCCAGCUGUUCAAGCUCCUGGCCAAGUACCGCCCCGAGACCAAGCAGGAGAAGCGCGCUCGUCUGACCGCCCAGGCCGAGAAGGUCGCCGCCGGUGAGAAGGCCGCCGAGACCGAGAAGCCCGUGGUCGUCAAGUACGGUAUCAACCACAUCACCUCGCUGGUUGAGUCCAAGAAGGCCCAGCUCGUUGUCAUCGCCGCCGAUGUCGACCCCAUCGAGAUCGUCGUCUGGCUGCCCGCCCUCUGCCGCAAGAUGGGUGUCCCCUACUGCAUUGUCAAGGGUAAGGCCCGCCUCGGCACCGUUGUCCACCAGAAGACCGCCACUGCCCUGGCUCUUGUCGACGUCAAGGCCGAGGACAAGUCUUCGCUUGCUGCUCUUGUGUCGGCUGUCAACGCCAACUUCACCGAGAAGUCGGACGAGAUCCGCCGCACCUGGGGUGGAGGUGUCAUGGGCGCCAAGUCGCAGGCCAAGACCGCCAAGAAGGAGGCCGCUAUUGCCCGCGAGAUC